Cuculus canorus (common cuckoo) is the source of this 855-nucleotide messenger RNA. Its product is annotated as hydrocephalus-inducing protein homolog. NCBI's taxonomy places the organism in Eukaryota, Metazoa, Chordata, Aves, Cuculiformes, Cuculidae. Gene Ontology annotation, biological process: axonemal central apparatus assembly; cilium movement. Gene Ontology annotation, cellular component: axoneme. The record is from RefSeq and is a predicted model, not a curated record. The transcript has 2 exons. The coding region runs from base 9 to 383 and encodes 124 amino acids.
UGGAAACUAUGGAUACCAACAUACCCGACUUGGCAUUCCACUUCCCUGUCCAGCCACAGCGGGGCACGCUGACCACCUCUGGGAAGCCUAUGCAGGUCCAGCUGCUCUUCCACUCCAAGAUGGAAAUGAACAAUGAAGAUAAACCCAUCCUGCACUGCCAGGUGAUGGAUCCCAGCAUCUCUGAAGGAGGUGAGAUCAUCACCGUGAUCCCAGUGAGGGUGUCGGCGAAAGCUGCAUUCAGCAAGUACAGCAUUUCCCCUGCUUCACUCAUCAACUUUGGUGUCACGCUGAAGGGCACCAGGAAAACCCGCACCUUCACGCUGGAGAACAAAGGCGUCCUGGCCUUUCAAUUCUACAUCCAAGCACUGUCAGAGCGCAGGUGAGAAGACCUGCACCACCCUUCCUGCGGAGGAGGCACCACAUGGUUGCAUGGUUGGCAUGUUAGAGGCAGCCAGGAGAUCUAGAUAAUUGUUUGUGUCACUGGCUUGUGAGCAGAGAAACACCUUGGUAUCCCCACGUGUAGGACAAAGCUGAUGGUAGUGCUGACCUGUCUGUAAGCUACAGCAAUAGGUGCUACAGGCAGCCUUCCAGGAGCCACCAGGAGCAGGAAUGUUAAAAGUAAAAUUGUUUAAUUACACUAUUAGGGUAUACAAAUUCAACAAAGUGUGAGAAAGGAAACUCUUCUUUACAAAAAUACAGUAUAUAUAACCUUGCUGUGCCGCUCAAGAUAAGAUAACUUCUGCAAUUUGUGUACUUUGCUUGCCUUAUAUGGAGAGUGUACUUUGCUUAUUGCUACUCAAGAUAAGAUAGCUUCCUAGCGGAAUGGCAAGGUGUGCACGGAAGAUAUGCAAUGAA